ACGCGUUAAACUCUUCGAUAAUUCUAUCUUUAUAAAUACAACUCAUUAUCAUAUCAUUAGAUAACAAACAUAAAACUGUUACGUAUUAUUAAUUUUUCGCAAAAGUCACAACCAUGGUUUCGACAACAAACCUUGUCGGGGAGACUAGCACCAUCAUCAAGAAAAAGACAGCCGGCAGGAAAAAGAUCGAGAUGAAGAAAAUCGAAAACAACAGUAGUCGCCAAGUAACAUUCUCAAAGCGAAGAACUGGGCUUUUCAAGAAAGCGUCUGAAUUGUGUUUAUUGACUGGAGCCCAGAUAGCGAUUCUCGUUAAAUCUCCAGGUGGGCGUAUGUAUUCGUUUGGUUACCCGCAUGUGGAUAUCGUCCUUGAUAAUCACCUUAAUAACAGCAGUAACCAAGACGUGAUUGCUGAAUCAGAAACACAAGCAACCCAGAAAACAUAUCGAACAACGUUGCCUGUGAACAAUUUUCAUCAAGAUUACGGGUACGAUGAGCAUAUUGACGGGAUGAAUGCGAUAGAGUUGGAACAGUAUAUGUGUUAUCUGACAGAAUUGAAAAACAAAGUCGUAAGCAGAGCCAAUGCACUUGUAAGGAUCAACGAAACUUCAGCAUUAUUGGGCUCAAAUACGGGACAGAAUGAUGACAUUCAGAUGGAGAGAUUAAGUUUAGAUUAAGCGAUCAAUUAGCUUUGGCAUCAAGCUAUUCAAAGUAGUUGUUAACUUGUUAUAUGUUUUUAAGUUUUAGUAAAUAUUCUCUAAUAUAGGUAUUCUAUCGUUUUGUUACAGAUUUGAAAUAUUAGAGUAGGUACCUAAUG
Molecule: messenger RNA, 814 nt
Organism: Erigeron canadensis
Lineage: Eukaryota; Viridiplantae; Streptophyta; Magnoliopsida; Asterales; Asteraceae
Product: agamous-like MADS-box protein AGL62
Exons: 1
Coding region: 114-674 (186 amino acids)
Biological process (GO): positive regulation of transcription by RNA polymerase II
Molecular function (GO): RNA polymerase II cis-regulatory region sequence-specific DNA binding; DNA-binding transcription factor activity, RNA polymerase II-specific; protein dimerization activity
Source: RefSeq, a predicted model, not a curated record